Messenger RNA from Labrus bergylta (ballan wrasse), 3683 nucleotides. The record is from RefSeq and is a predicted model, not a curated record. Lineage: Eukaryota; Metazoa; Chordata; Actinopteri; Labriformes; Labridae.
CUCCCAGGCAAGUGCUCUAUAUCGCUGACGACAAUGAGAUACGUAGCCUCGACCCUUCUAUGCCAAACUGGCGCUAUGAGCAGAUCUUCCAGGGCGACGCCAACGUGCGCAUUGAUGCCAUGGACCUGCACGUCAAGACCAAUCGUAUUUACUGGACAAACUGGCACACAGGGCGUAUUUCUUCUUAUGAUUUGCCUUCGUCCUCCUCGUCACCAAAUAGCAACCGAAACCGCCGCCAAAGUGACUCCAGGGUUAACAAUGUGGAGAUCCCUGACCUGAAGAUGCCCCGGGGCAUUGCUGUGGACUGGGUGGCGGGGAACUUGUACUGGACUGACUCUGGUCGAGAUGUCAUCGAGGUGGCCCAGCUCAAUGGGGGACGCCACCGUAAAACUCUCAUCUCAGGCAUGAUCGAUGAGCCUUACGCCAUUGUGGUCGACCCCCGAGAGGGUCUAGCAGUGGACUACUUUAACGAGCGUCUGUACUGGGCCGAUGCUAAACUCUCCCUAAUCUGCAGUGUGAGGCUGAAUGGAAGCGAUGCUGCUGUGGCUGUAAACAGCAUUAAAAACAAGCUCCAUCACCCGUUCAGCAUCGAUGUGUUUGAGGACUUCAUCUACGGUGUCACCUACACCAACAACUAUGUUUUCAGGGUGAAUAAGUUUGGUAAAGGCCUUAUUGAGAACCUGACAACUGGAAUGAACCACGCCACAGAUAUAGUUUUGUACCACCGCUAUAAGCAACCUGAGAUGACUAAUCCAUGCGACAGGAAGAAAUGUGAAUGGCUGUGUCUUCUGAGCCCCAGUGGUCCCGUCUGCAUCUGUCCCAAUGGACGCACGCUGGACAACGGAACAUGUGUGGAGCUGCCCCUCCCACUCUAUCUCCGAUCUGUGACACCCCCCAGUGGUCCUUGCUUGGUUCAGUGUAUGAACGGGGGCAGCUGUUUCCUGAACGCUCAUAAGCAGCCUAAGUGUCGCUGCCAGCCGAACUACGGAGGGGAUCGGUGUGAGAUUGAUCAAUGCAGGGACUACUGCAAGAAUGGAGGCACAUGUACACCCUCCCCUACAGGCUCUCCUACCUGCCGAUGCCUGAUAGGAUUUACAGGACCAAACUGUAACCUACACACCUGUAAGGAUUACUGCAAAAAUGGAGGCAACUGCACAGUCAGUGCGGGAAACCAGCCAACCUGCCGAUGCCCCGCUGACUUCCAGGGCGACCAGUGUCAAUACAGGAGCUGUGAAGGCUACUGCCUGAACAAAGGUACCUGUCUGCAGAGGGAAAACGGCUCCAAACUGUGCCGCUGUCUGCCUCAGUACACUGGCGGCAUGUGUGAGGUUGACAAGUGUCACUACUGUCGAGACGGAGAAUGUAUCCCCAGCAACAGUUUUACAUCUACAGGAGACUUCACCUGCCGCUGCUCCAAUGGUAGAAUCCAACCCAGCUGUUACACAUGUGAUACAAAUGAGUAUUGUGCAAAUGGCCAGUGCUCCAUCAACCCACUGACCCGGCUGCCAGAGUGCAGAUGUUCUCCUGGCUGGGCGGGGCAUCGCUGUGAGUCGGUGGCCAGCAUUGAUGUUGAGCCUGGUACAGGUGGACGAACGGCCUCCAUAGUGAUCCCAGUGCUGCUGCUGUUGCUGCUGGUUCUGCUGGCUGCAGGAGCUCUGUUCUGGUACAGAAGAAGAAUCAGAGGGGCUAAAGGCUUCCAGCACCAAAGGAUGACAAACGGGGCCAUGAAUGUCGAGAUUGGAAACCCUGCCUACAAGAUCUACGAGGGUGAGCCUGAUGACGAUGCAGGGGAGCUCCUAGACGUAGACUUCACACUUGACCCUGACAAGCCCACAAACUUCACAAACCCAGUAUAUGCCACUCUGUACAUGGGGGCUCAGAACAGUCGCAACUCUCUUGCCAGCACAGACGAGAAGAAGGAGUUGUUAUCCCGUGGAGACGAGGAGCCCCUUGUGGACCCCCUGGCAUAGACUGUUUAUAGGCCUGAAUCAUGAUAUUCCAAACACACCCCUCUUCUUGCCUUUAACAAAAAAAGAAAGAAAAAAACGAAAGAAAAAAAAUCUUUAAAAAGUGUGAGAGAAAAUUGAUAAAAAGUGUGAACACUGUAUAAAUGUACAAAAAUGAAGGACUACUUUUGUAUGUGAUUGCAGUAUUAUAUUUUGUUCUUUUGAGAUUCCUCUGGUCAAAAAUGAAUAACAUUUUCUAUGAGAGAUUUUUAAUUUACACUUUGUCCCUUACCCUUUACCUAAAUAGCCACUACCUCUGUGCAAAAUGAAAUGGAAACAAGAAAAAUCCGAAGAAAAGAUGCUAUCAUUGGAGCAAUUUUAAUUUUUUAUUUUUGUAUGAAUUGUAUAGAAAAGAAAAAAACAUUGUUCCAUUUCACCAGUGCCAACUGUUUGUUGUUUGUGUUGACUUUGAGCGGGAAAGGUAAAACUCAAAGUUUUCUAAAUCGGUACAUAUGUUGUCUUGCUGGGUUUCUUUAGCGAGAUUGUGCGAGACAGAGUUGUGAUAGCACCAUUUGUGUAUAGCACAUGUACAAUGUUGAUACCAGAUGGCAACUACAGUAUUUCCACAUGAAUUUUUCUCGGAGAACAAUUUUCAUGAAAUGAUUGUGUUGUCUUCCUUGCACAGGAUACAAACUUUACGGUAUAGUGUAUACUGUAGGCUUUAUACCUUAAGAUGUCAAACAGGUAUGUUUGUUUUUAUGACAUUGUGUGAUCGUUUGGAGCUCGUGUUGCUGGAUGAGUGGUGUUUUGAUUUAGGAUGAUGGAGAUUGAGGAGGUUGGUUAAUGUGUUAAACAUUCCAGGCAGAGUGGUUGGUGGAGAUCACAGACGUGUAGAGAUGGUAAGGGUGGAUGACUUCAUAGGUGGCUGAUAAUCGGAGGUCCGCAGCAGAUACAGAACUCUAAUGGAUCCUCUCUAGUCUGCAGUUUGUUGUCUUUUAAAGGGGUCUUCCUGUGAAAGAAAGAGGCUGCAAUUACAGUAAAACUGAAGGAAAAAAGGUGACCCAGAAGGUUCUUUUUUUUCUUCUGUCCAGUUCCUUUGUAAAAACCAGAUAGCAUCUGGAUUUGUGUCUACAUUUAUCUUUUACCUUUACAGGAGUGAUGUCUGUAUGUUCACAGUUUUGUAUAGACUCAGUCUUAAGUGCAUUAUGUCCAUUCAUGUGUUCUCUGGCAUUUCUCUACUCUUUCUUAUCUCUCUUUCGCCCUGCUGCUGCUAAUGCUACCAUUCUGGUCGCUCUGGCACGUCCUCACGCUCAGCCUCUGUCCCAAAAUGCUGCUUCUGUCAGAAAUGUGUCAGCCAUAUCUUAAUGCAUGUGAAAAGUAACACCAAUCUCUUAAUGUAACAACAAUAACAAGUUUUUAUUUUGCUUACCUGCCAGCGAGUGUUAUUUUAUGCUGUUGUAUGUUUGUCUUUAAUGGAGAGAUAAGUACAAUCAUUUUACCUAAAGGACAUUUUUGCAAAAUCAUACAUGCAUUUUCAAAAUUGUUUUUUUUUUCUUCUGAUUAGUCUUGUUUUUGUUUUUUAAUGAAAAAUGACACAUAGCUUUUAUAGUACACAAUGCAUGGAGGCUCAGUCUUUCUUCUGGAAAGAGAAUAAUGUUUAAUUUUUGCUGGAGUACUUUACAAACUAAGUAACAGAUAUUGUGAUAAAUAAAACUUUAAAAAUUGUACAGAAAACAA